AUGGAGCAAACUACCAUCGCAUUUGAUCUCUACGGCACGCUCCUGUCAACCGAUUCAAUAGCCACAGAAUUGGCCAGCCUGUAUGGAGACGAAAAGGCCAAAACUUUGGCUGCGCGGGCCAGGACGCUGCAGCUGGAGUACACGUGGCGCAGCAACAGCAUGAAUCAAUACCAAAGCUUCAGUGAUGUGACGCGCUGGUCUUUCCGACACGCGACAGCCGAGUUGGGCCUGCAGCUCAGUCCCGCCGAUGAGGAGCGCGUCAUGAACGCGUACAACGGCCUGGAUACGUUUCCGGAUGCCAACGCCGCCUUGGAAAUUCUCGCCGGCGAAGAAUCGGUGAACGCCUACGUGUUCUCGAAUGGCGACCCUAGCAUGCUGGCCUCUUCCAUGGCCACAGCUCCGGCAUUGUCUAGUGCCAGCCGCGUCUUGCCUCCGACGAGGGUCAUCAGCGUCGAGCCGCUGCGCGUCUUCAAGCCGCACCCGAGCGUCUACGAGAACCUGGUCGAGGUAGCUGGCAAGAAAGGCAACCCCGGUAGUGUCUGGUUGGUGUCCUCGAACCCCUUUGAUGUAUGUGGUGCAGCAGCGUCGGGUCUCAAGAGCGCGUGGGUGGACCGUGCUGGUAAAGGAUGGCUCGACGGGCUUGCUAAUGGAACGGGAAAUAAUCCGACUAUGGUGGCCAGGACUGGGAUAAUGUGCGGCAUACAUGCUGCCAUUUCCCGAAAUGCCACAGUCCAAAUAUCCGACACCCUGGAAUCGCGCCUGCGCAGCCGAGGCCCCGACCAUCUCGGAAGCCAGACCGUCCACUUCCCCGAUGCGCGUCUCUGCGUCGCCCUGACAUCCACGGUCCUGGCGCUACGCGGCGACCACACGACCGCACAGCCCCUCGUGAACCAGGGCACCGGGUCUGCGCUCUGCUGGAACGGCGAGGCCUGGAGGAUCCACGGCGAGCCCGUGACUGGCAAUGACGGCGAGACCGUCCUGUCGAAGCUUGCUGCGGCGAGCGUCGGUGGCGAGGCGGCGAUUCUGGAUACGCUUCGCGCGAUCGAGGGGCCGUUUGCGUUUGCGUUUGUGGACAAGCCAAACAGGACUCUGUAUUACGGCCGCGACCGCCUAGGCCGACGGUCGCUCCUUGUAAAUCCCGGCUCCCCGUUCCAGCUGUCCAGUGUAUCGGACACGUCUACGACAGGGUGGCUGGAGGUGGAGGCUGAUGGAUGCUAUAGCAUCUCACUGACUACAGAUAGUCUCACUUCCGCUGUAGGGCCAUCGCGGCAUGACUGGGAUAGUAACGAAAAGCUGAUAUCGGCUAUUGGCGAGUUCAACUCGACCGUACCAGACGCACAAAAGGAGUUGUCAGAAGGCUAUGAAGCUGUAUCCAUGCUCAAGAGCCACCUCCUCCAAUCGCUCCAGUAUCGUGUACAAGGUGUACCGGUACCGCCUGGAGCGGACGGGUCACAGGCCCGUAUCGCCGUACUGUUCUCUGGCGGACUUGACUGUACUGUGCUGGCCCGUCUUACAGAUGACCUGCUCCCCGAGGGUCAAGAAAUUGACCUUUUGAAUGUCGCCUUUGAGAAUCCCCGAAUAGCUGCGCAACGCAAAAAUCUCGACCUUGAAAAGUUAUAUGAACUGUGUCCGGACCGUGUAACUGGACGGCAAUCCUUCGCAGAGCUCAUCCAAUCUCGCCCGAAGAGGAAAUGGAGAUUUGUAGCAGUAAAUGUACCCUAUGCUGACACUACAUCGCAUCGAGAUACUGUAGUUGGGCUGAUUUCACCCCAUAAUACCGAGAUGGACCUUUCGAUUGCCUUUGCGCUGUACUUUGCCGCCAGGGGUCAAGGGCUAGCACAGACUGGCAUCGACGCGGAACCUUAUCCGUAUGCUACGACAGCCCGAGUCCUCCUCUCAGGGCUUGGUGCCGACGAACUCUUUGGCGGAUACUCGCGACAUGGCAUUGCAUUCCAAAGGCUAGGCUACGAGGGCUUGAUUGCAGAGCUCAAGCUCGACGUUGGACGGCUUGGAAAGAGGAACCUAGGCCGCGAUGACAGAGCCAUGUCUCACUGGGGACGCGAGGUUCGCUUGCCGUUUCUCGACGAAAGCCUGGUAAAAUGGGCCAUUGAGAUGCCGGUCUGGCAAAAAUGCGACUUUGGCAAGAACCCGGACGGAGAGGGGGACGUUGAGCCUGCAAAACGCAUUCUGCGGCUCCUGGCUAGGGACCUUGGCCUACGGGCUGUAGCGUUUGAGAAGAAGCGAGCGAUACAAUUCGGCGCGAGGACUGCCAAGAUGGAAAGUGGCAGAACAAAGGGAACGACGCUCAUUGGCGCUUGA
Cordyceps fumosorosea ARSEF 2679 is the source of this 2319-nucleotide messenger RNA. Its product is annotated as asparagine synthetase domain containing protein 1. The transcript has 6 exons. The coding region runs from base 1 to 2319 and encodes 772 amino acids. Gene Ontology annotation, molecular function: asparagine synthase (glutamine-hydrolyzing) activity; hydrolase activity, acting on halide bonds, in C-halide compounds. The record is from RefSeq and is a predicted model, not a curated record. Lineage: Eukaryota; Fungi; Ascomycota; Sordariomycetes; Hypocreales; Cordycipitaceae.